This is a messenger RNA of Vanrija pseudolonga, 603 nucleotides long. RefSeq lists its product as uncharacterized. Bases 1 to 603 code for a protein of 200 amino acids. The transcript has 2 exons. NCBI's taxonomy places the organism in Eukaryota, Fungi, Basidiomycota, Tremellomycetes, Trichosporonales, Trichosporonaceae. The record is from RefSeq and is a predicted model, not a curated record.
AUGCCCCCCGACAACACGCCUCCCCGGACCCCGCCCGACGCCGGCCCCGGCCACCCGAGCUCUCCAGUAUGGCAAGACGACGAGUCCUUCUCAUUCUCAUCCGACAGCCUGGACUGGCAACCGCCCGACAUGUCCUUCGCCACCUCGCAGGACAUCACGGACGACUCGAUCGAGCUCCGAACCCCGCCAGGCAGCGACGACGAUCCCCACAUUCCCCUCCUGAACCACGGCGAGGCGUCCAUCGCUUACCCUCUCACCUUCGACGACUGGAGCGACCUCGAAGACGUCUCGUUCGUGAGCGAGGUGCCGACCGAGCCGUACCCCUCUUUCUUCGAUCCUGUCGGCAACAACGACCUCGGCGCUGUGAUUACGCAGGCGGCUGACCGGGCAUCUGACGACGUCAUGGACGCUAUGAACACGAUGGACUUUUCGGGCGUCACGGAGCUCAGUGUGCGGCUGAUGGUCGUGUCGGUCGUGCUCGAGAUGCGCGACGAAUCUCGGCGGUCCGGUCCAGCCGCGACGUUCAACGAGUGGGAGUCUCGCCGGAUUCGCCAGUUCAGCGGCGUGUACCGCAAGGCAUGUGCCCAUACGCUGCCGCGCUGA